Periophthalmus magnuspinnatus is the source of this 900-nucleotide messenger RNA. It is a transcript of the gene smim22, whose product is annotated as small integral membrane protein 22. The record is from RefSeq and is a predicted model, not a curated record. Gene Ontology annotation, biological process: regulation of cell population proliferation. The coding region runs from base 53 to 292 and encodes 79 amino acids. The transcript has 4 exons. NCBI's taxonomy places the organism in Eukaryota, Metazoa, Chordata, Actinopteri, Gobiiformes, Gobiidae.
ACAAACAGGAAGAAAGACAGAGACGUAAGGCACGUACAGGUGAGACACAGAGAUGGAGCAGAGGAGCCUGGAGGAGCUGCACUUUAAUGAUGUGCUCAGCAGGUUCCAGUCCAAAGAGUUCUUCCAGUCUGACUGGGACAUCGCCUCGUUCGCCGUCUUCUUCAUCUUCAUCGGGAUGGUUCUGCUGCUCUUCAUCCUUGUGUUGAUUCGUUGCUGUUGCUGCUGCUGCUGCGACGAAGACAAGCCGCGGCGACACAAGGUCGGAAUCGACAACUAUGCACUGGAGCCGUGAACGACCCCGCUGCACCUCCACAGUCUACACCUGCUACACCUCCUCCACCCCCUCCACACCCACUGCUCCUCCUCCACCCGCUGCACCUCCUCCACCCGCGGCCAAAUCACUGCUUUGUUGAUUUUAUAUGAAAUGACUCUGAAUAAUAUGUUGAUCUAAACAUGUGAGUCUCCUCCUUCUCGUCCUGCUCUGACCCACACUGAGCUCAGACUGAUGCUACUUCAGAAUAAAAUUACUGAAGUACAAGUACACAUCAGGUCCAAGAAAUUAGUCAAGUAAGAGUUAAAAGUAUUUGGUAAAAGUAGGACUUGAGUAAAGUGACUCGAGUUAUUAAAGUUCAAAACAUUAAAUAUGCAAAUAUCACAAACACUUCUGUUUUAUUUUCAACUUAAAACUUCUGUCGUGUUUUUCCUCAAAGUGGGAAACAAAACUUUUACUCAAGAGUACCAUUAUUUCAAAAUAUUACUCAAGUACUGUGAGUACUGUGAGUACUACCCACCUCUGAGAAGUUACUUUAUUAUCAUGAAGUCCAUUUAUGUUUCACUUUUAUUCUGUCUAAUAAAAGAGUAGAAUUAUGUAUUUUUGAUGUUUUAUGAAAUAAACUUUGU